UCUAGCAAUACGCAAACCAAUGAUUAUUCAUCAGGAGCAAAAAGAUAUUCAGUGUCAAAUGCACAGCAGCUCAUGUCAUCGCGUAAUCAAGUUUUCAUAAGAAAUCGGAUAUUAUUCAACUGCACAACUCUAAGAGGGGGGAAAGUUUAUUUAUAUAGCCUCCGACACCCAACGGUCUGAACGUCUGCAGGGUUAUACCAAUCGGUACCGAUCAUGAAGCUAAUUUUACUGACACUGUUUAUAUCAGCCGUAAAAAUCCACUGUGAAGUAAAAGAUCGAAUCGGUGUGACUGGAAGAAUGAGAUGGCCCUGCGGGCGGCCCGAAACCCAAAAUCGAAGUUCCGAAAGUUCGCGGCACAGGUUCGAAAAUCGCUGAACCAAAUGCUGAGCAAGUCGGUUCUGGACGACGAAGCGGUAAUUUCCCAGCAGAACAUCAAGGCAUGGAUUCGAAGCAGGAAAGCGACGAAGCGGUCAUUGGCCGAAAAGAUUGAAAAGCUUUGGACCCUGGAACAGAGGCACUAGGUGGAUGUGCGAGCACGCGACUAAACUGGCAGGUGACUACUUCAGGUCGUAAUUAUUCAGUCUCAGCAAAAGCGUAAGCAACCUACGAGUGCGAUCGAAGACUGGUACGAUAGCUAAUGGAAUCAGAAAGAUCCAGGAAUGGUGUUGAAAGAACGUCGCAGACAUUCACCAAGUGACCGUGAACUCGCUCACGACGAGAAUAGAUCGGGAUUCCCAGGGUCUGGAUGGAGUUUGCAUGAUGAUGCAGCAGCACCACUGCCUCAUUAUGACCUCGGUAUUCAUGGAGUCUCGAUACACGUACCCAGAUGUAUACUGCAAGACGUUGGGCCCUGGUUUGGGAAGCGUCUCUUCUCACAUUUGCAGCUGCAGUGGAAAUUUCUGCGCCGAUAUCGACUUACCAUCGCUACCGGCGAACGAUUACAGAUUCGCACAAGAUCAGAAUGGUGCCUACCGCGUCGUUAGCAGGAUCGGCACUACGGAGAGGCGGAGAAAUGGGGGAGAGAGACUGGUAGGUGCAGCUAGGUAGCGAGAAACUCGCGGUCCUCAUUACUUCGGGAUUAAGAACUCGGGAAUGCUUCGACAAAUCUUCUCACAUCUUCGACGAAAAGUGUCAUGGUGAAUCAAUCAAUGUCAGGCGUAUUUAUUGUACACAGUGUUGCAGUGUAGCUUAUAAGGCUUGACAAACACAGUUCAAAGUGGAUUAUGUCAUACAUUUGUCGUAUAAAUAUUCUCUUACGAUAAAAAACAUGUGCGAUACAGUGGUGAACAAUCUGGAUUCAAGCAUAAAGACAAAAAAAUCGUAAAUGGUGUAUUCAAUUUCGAGUAACAUAAUAUAACGUGUAUAAACUACCAUCCAAAAAAAGAAAACGAAUGAUGUACGCACGGAUCCAUUAAGCAUAUAAAAUAUGGUAAUCCCACUUUGGCAGAGUCCAAACCGCAAUCAGUCGAGCUCGGAACUUUGCUUGUGAAUGUUGGAGAUCCCCACGUGUAACACGUUUAGAGUUGGUAAUAAUAAUAUUGCAGAUGAGUGCAAAAAGAGAAAUGAAAGAAAUAAACGUGGAAUAAUUAUAAUCAGUGUUGAUACGGAUAUACCGGAAUCGAGUCAGAUCUCUGCCGAGACAAUGAAGUCUGUCUUGCUUUUGGUCAUCUGUUACAAUGUCGCGGUUGGGCAAGAAGAAAAUUGGGAACAACUCCCAGCCUUCAAUGAGAUGUACCUCACCUCACUGCAACGGAAAUACUACCGGGAUCUGAACUGCCUGCAGAGGGUCGACGAGAUCCUAAAAUCGAAGUGGAGCAGCGAAUUGGACAAAAUAUCGAUCCAGGAUCUGGGCAACGUUGAGCCAGAACAUAAUUUUCAGGAACCAUCUAAGCCUAAGUACAACACCGAUGAGCAAGAGUGGCUGAUGGAGGGAGGAUCGACUUCGAGGCAAAUAGAUACAUGCAUUCGAGGUCUGGUGCCGGAUAUCGUGCCGUUGAUGAGCCAAGAGGAGAUAAAUUGCCUCAACUCAAUUUUCGCGUACCACGUUGAAGAGGAGAUAGUACACGAGGAGGUGUUCAAGGAGUUCGUAAAGGCUUCAGCCCGGAAGCAGCUUCCAUUCCGCAGAUUCGUCAGCUUCACCGACUUCGUGGAGUUGAUGUUUCAGAGCAGAACACCGGACGCGCUUGGCAGCCUGGAGAGAACAGUCUACGAACACGCGGAGAGCUUUCUAACGACCGAGCAGGACAGGGUCGAACCUUACUACAUAAUGGAGCAGGAAUGUGAGUGGAAGAAUGCCAAAGCGCUACGCGAAGCUUCGAACAGCAACGCAAAGUUCAAGGAAUUCGAGCGCCAGGUGCGAGAUUCGGUAAAUCAGCAGUUGGCCAAUCGAGUGGUGAAGAAUUGGAACCUAAACACCACCUUGCCUAGACAUAUAUACCGAGCUUGGGUAACGGCUAGGCAAAGGAUGAUUCCGGAGAUCAACGAAGAAGUGGCGAAGCUGCGCACCCAGAAGAAGGACGCUCAGUGGCUCUGCGAGCGGGCGACAAAGCUGGCUUACAAAUUCUCGGACGAACAGGGGGACAUCCUUUUGGGGGCUGAUGACACUUACGUCUCCCUGAGGAUUACCGAGGUCGCGAAAAAGGCUAGAGGGAUCGAAAAAGCGCUAGAGAAGUUUAAGGACUUCCGUCACCCCGUGAUCAAGACCCUCGCCGACCGGUACCAAAACGGAACAAGGUGCUUCAGCUCUUUCGUGCACCUCGUACAGAACCAUCACCGGUUUGACAUCGCGCUGGCUUUCGUUGACGGACAGUAUAACUAUCCGCAAUUCUUCUGCAAAGAUAAGAACCUCAACUUGGGACUCAUUGCAACCAGAUUUUGCAAUUGUGUUGGCAGCUUCUGCGUAGCUCACGGUCUCGCCGCUCUAUUUGCUGAAGAAUACACCCUCGCCCAGGCUCCUGAUGGAACCUUCAAAGUCGUCCUGAGUGGCCUCAAAAGCAGAAAGAAGGUCCAGUCCUGGAAUAGAGACUAGCUAAUCGCUGGCUUACGCGCUAGAGAAAGAGAUCAACUCAAGAGUAUCUUCAUUUAUUAGCUGCGGGUAGAGAAACGUCUUUGAUUGUUGUUUGAUAUUUAGCGAAACCAAUGACAAACAUUUUUGUAAAGGUUAACAACACGUUAUCGCCAUUCAUUUAUGUAUAAUAACACUGGUCAAGAUGUUUAUUGGUCGUUAAAUAAAUCACACAUUUUUUGUAUUUUAUCUGCAUAAGUAUUAAGAAAAAUAUAUUAAAAAUAUUUCAUCAUAUCGAAAUGUCUAAAUAUACGACGAAGUAUACACUUGACAUUAUCAUCAGCGAUUUAUCACGUGAAUCUAUUUCAACUUCCUUAAACUAACGAUUACCUUGGAUGAAUACACGAUGUACCCUUGAUCUGUACACAUUUUGGAGAACAUUGUCAGCACAUAAACUUUUUUUGUUUAUUUCGAAUUUAUUGAUUUUUAAAAUUUGCGAUCGAGAAGAGGUAUCAAAGAAAAUAGUCGGACAUCAAAACGAGAUUAUCCAUCAUAUUUGUAUAAAAGAAAAGCAGAACGUCUCAAGAAGUCGUGAGAAUAAUUUUAAAAAAUUAAGCUACAAGAAAUUGUCACGCAUUUUUAUUUUUUUAAAUAAUCAGAUUUUUCUGAGAAAAUAGGGUUUUUUUUACAGACACAUUUUUAGUAUUCUCAUGCCAAGGUAAAAAAAAGCAUUUACGAAAGAGGGCUAAAAAAACUUUUAUAUUUUUCUUUUUUGACCAGCGUAGUUAAAAGAAAUUACACACACCUGAUUUAUGUAUGUACGUUCGUAUGUUGAGGAUGAAUAAAAAAAAAAUAUACGUAUGAAAUAUGUCGAUGAA
Messenger RNA from Neodiprion fabricii, 3882 nucleotides. RefSeq lists its product as uncharacterized. The record is from RefSeq and is a predicted model, not a curated record. The transcript is spliced from 2 exons. NCBI's taxonomy places the organism in Eukaryota, Metazoa, Arthropoda, Insecta, Hymenoptera, Diprionidae. Bases 1490 to 3028 code for a protein of 512 amino acids.